Nerophis lumbriciformis (worm pipefish) is the source of this 2655-nucleotide messenger RNA. It is a transcript of the gene cacnb2a, whose product is annotated as calcium channel, voltage-dependent, beta 2a. Gene Ontology annotation, biological process: calcium ion transmembrane transport. Gene Ontology annotation, cellular component: voltage-gated calcium channel complex. Gene Ontology annotation, molecular function: voltage-gated calcium channel activity; protein binding. The record is from RefSeq and is a predicted model, not a curated record. NCBI's taxonomy places the organism in Eukaryota, Metazoa, Chordata, Actinopteri, Syngnathiformes, Syngnathidae.
GCGCAGCACAAACACAGAAAGCCAGAGCUUGUGUCGGGAGGUGGCACUCGCUUCAUCAGCCGUAGGACGGUCGGUCACACGCCGGCACCACCAAAGAGGAGGAGGAGGAGAAGAUGGGAAGAUGCGUCGCAUCGCUGCCACCUGACUCGGCACCUGCUAGCAGGCGGCAAGAACGCUGCUGAGAUUAUGCGCGGGACAGGAGGCUCCUGUGGAUUCCUCAUCUUUGGUGUCGACGGGACGAGCGCCGGCUGUGGCUGGACGGGAGGCGGCGGAGCUCGGAAUUCUAAGGAGCUCACAUUUUACUUCAGGCCCGAAGUGAAAGUCGGGAGCUGCCCCAUGUGGCAGCAGUGCCCGCCGUACCUGUAGCCAGGUGGUGACCACGGCGGUGUAGUGUUGUGGCGGCAGCAGUGGCUCAGGACACUGAAUGACCAGCGUGGCUGAUGAAGGCCACCUGGAUCCGCCUGCUGAAAAGAGCCAAGGGAGGUCACGUCAAGAGCUCCGAUGCCUACGGCUCGGCCGACUCCUACACUAGCCGUCCGUCAGACUCGGAUGUGUCUCUGGAGGAGGACAAGGAGGCGGUGCGCAGAGAGGCAGAGCGGCAGGCCGAGGCGCAGCUUGACAAGGCUAAGACAAAACCGGUCGCCUUUGCCGUCCGCACAAACGUCAACUACAGCCCGAGUUACGAUGACGACGUCCCCGUACCCGGCAUGGCCGUCUCCUUCGAGGCCAAAGACUUCCUGCAUGUCAAAGAGAAGUUCAACAACGACUGGUGGAUCGGCCGUCUGGUGAAGGAAGGCUGCGACAUCGGUUUCAUUCCCAGUCCGGUGAAGCUGGAAAACACUCGACUCCUCCAAGAACAGAGGUUGAAGCAGAGCAAGUUUCAUUCCAGUAAACUGGGAGCAAACUCCUCCUCCAGUUUAGGCGAAGCGGUUCCGAACUCGAGAAAGUCUACUCCUCCUUCGUCUGCCAAACAGAAGCAGAAGUCGACGGAACACAUUCCUCCAUACGACGUGGUGCCUUCCAUGCGACCCGUGGUUCUGGUGGGACCGUCACUGAAGGGUUACGAGGUGACCGACAUGAUGCAAAAAGCCCUCUUUGACUUUUUGAAGCACCGAUUUGAGGGAAGGAUAUCCAUCACUCGCGUCACGGCGGACAUCUCCCUCGCCAAACGCUCCGUCCUGAACAAUCCCAGCAAGCACGCCAUCAUCGAGCGCUCCAACACGCGCUCCAACUUGGCUGAAGUCCAGAGCGAGAUCGAGCGCAUUUUCGAGCUGGCUCGCACGCUGCAGCUGGUGAUUCUGGACGCAGACACCAUUAACCACCCAUCACAGCUGGGCAAAACGUCCCUCGCCCCCAUUGUGGUCUACGUCAAGAUCACCUCUCCCAAGGUGCUGCAGAGACUCAUCAAGUCGCGAGGAAAGUCACAGGCCAAACACCUUAAUGUCCAGAUGGUGGCGGCGGACAAGCUGGCCCAGUGCCCGCCCGAGAUGUUCGACAUCAUUCUGGAUGAGAACCAGCUGGAGGACGCCUGCGAGCACAUGGCCGACUACCUGGAGGCCUACUGGAAGAGCACCCACCCGACCAGCUGCGACCCCCCGGACCCCCUGCUGACGAGGCUGCCCGCGGCCGCCCUGCCCUCCUCCAGCAUGCAGGGUGGCGCCGCAGAGCACAGAGGAGAGAGAGACUUCUCCAGAGAAGACCAGGCCGAGGAGGAGGAGGAGGACGACGACGACGCCAACCAGGAGGAGAGGCCUCUGAGGACAGAGUCAUCCAGGAGAGGGCAGCACAUCCACCCCCGGGAGCACAACAAUCACCACCACCACCACCACCAUCACCACCGCAACAGCAGCCGAGCGAGGGGCCUCGCCCGCCAGGAGACGUUGGACUCCGAGACCCCGGACAGUCGAGAGAGCAAGGACGCCGCUCACGAGGAGCUUCGCGUUCACAUCCUCCAGCAUCAGGAGGGCGAGGAGGACAGGGAUUUCGGGGCGCCUCACCGGGACCACAACAACCACCACCACCACCACCACCACCACCACCACCGUGGUGGCGGGCAGGACGAGGGCGGCCACCACCGCUCCAAAGAGCGCGAACAGGACCACAAUGAACGAAACAAACAGCGCACUCACCACCAUCACCAUCACCACAGGCCCACGAGGGACCACCAUCACUACUACGACCCAGACCAAGACGGCAGUUUGGCAGCCAAAAAGAGGAGCGAUGCAGGAGAAUGAGGACCUGGCUAUUUAUGUAAACCUCCCUUCCUUUUCUAUAUCGAUAUAUAUCUACUGUACGUGGAUCUAUGCAUAGACGUGGAUAUGCAUGAAUAUUCACUUGUGAGGUCACCUCUCGCUACGCCCUUCCCCCCCCCCCCCACGCCGAGCCACUCCAUCGGACGCCGAAAACAUUGGGAAUGUUGAUGAGAUCAGUUUGUCUUCAGGGGGUCCCUAAACCAGGCUGCCUCUGCUCAGAUUCAUGUGGCAGCCAGAAACAGAUGGCUGGUGCUGCGUUGUAGACUGCUGGGAAGGAGCAAAAAAAACCACUCGGCGCUUUAAAAGGGAGGGAAAAUGGUGACAUAUCUAAGCAAUAAUUGGGCCGUUCCAUUAAAUCGGUGCCAUUUGCAAGUUCUAGUCAGGCCCUAUACCAUACUUGCCA